AUGUCUUCAGAAAAAUUCAUAACUUUCAAGACUAGCGAUGGUGAGGAAUUCAAACUCAAUGAGGCUGUAGCUGUGAGGUCAGAAGUCAUCAAGAACAUGGUACAAGAUGCGGAUAGUACUUCUAAUGUCAUCCCCUUGUCUAAUGUUGAUGGCAAAACAAUGACCAAAGUUAUUCAAUAUUGGAAGAAAUAUUCGGAAGAAGGUGUUACGAAAGAUCAGUUAAAGAGUUUUGAUCAGGAUUUCUUGAAUAUGAGCCAAUCAGAAUUAGUUGGUGUUCUCUUGGCUGCUAAUUUUUUUGAUGAUAAGCAGUUGAAGGAGGUAAUAAUCCAAGAAUUUGCUGAUAGGAUCAAAGGGAAACCAAUAGAGGAAAUACGUGAAGUAUUUGGUACUGUGAAUGAUUAUACUCCAGAGGAAGAGGAGGAGAUCCAUAGAGAGAAUGCUUGGGCUUUUGAAUGA
Solanum stenotomum is the source of this 456-nucleotide messenger RNA. RefSeq names its product SKP1-like protein 1B. Gene Ontology annotation, biological process: SCF-dependent proteasomal ubiquitin-dependent protein catabolic process. Gene Ontology annotation, molecular function: cullin family protein binding. NCBI's taxonomy places the organism in Eukaryota, Viridiplantae, Streptophyta, Magnoliopsida, Solanales, Solanaceae. The transcript has a single exon. Gene Ontology annotation, cellular component: nucleus; cytoplasm. The record is from RefSeq and is a predicted model, not a curated record. The coding region runs from base 1 to 456 and encodes 151 amino acids.